GUCUGCUAUAGCAUGUUUUUCCAGUUGUCACUCCUCCCUCCCUCACUGUAUUUUACUCCUUUUUUCUUGUAAAAUAGAAAGAAAUAAGGGGUAGCAGUUAUUUGUUUUGUUUUGUUUUUCCCUCUAGGGGAAGGAAACAGAGAAAGAAAAGUUUAAAGAUACCGACUUUUAACUGAAACAGAAUGUGUGGGUGUUUGCUAGAUAGGCUUUAUAAUUCUCAGUAAAAAGCCACUUUCUUCGUUCCAUGAAAAAUAGCUUGGUCCCAUGCUACCACGCCAGCUGCAUCUGCUUUUUUUUGUUAUUCCCUUUGGUUCUGGGGUGGAAUCUACGUAUAAAAGUUGAAAUCUUGGUUUCGUUUCUUGGUUGAGGAGAAUUGUUUGGGGCUGACUUGGUGUUGGGUUGGUCCUGAAUUUUUUUAAUGCCUUUUUGUUUGUUUUCUAGUUUUUUUUUUUUUUAAAUUGCGUACUAGUAACUCUCUCUCUCUCUCUGGGAAUUGGGUGCUUCUAUUUGUUUAAUGGAAGAUUAUUUAUGGGUUUAGAUUAUUGGGUUUAACAGUUCAUGCCUAGUCACCAAUACGCGUUUGGUAUACGUAUUGAAAUCUUUCUUUCUUCUUUUGUGCAAAUUUGCUUGGUCUAGCAGCCAUAUCUGCAUCUGGUUUUGCGCGUGGUGUACACCCAGACAUUCUCGCUGAUCUAGUUGGGAUAAAGUGUCUCUUUAUAUUGCCAAGAAGAGUUUACUGUGUGGGAGGAGUGUUUUAUGUUUGAGGUCUUAUAUACUUGUGAGAAAAGAACUUUUUGGAUUUGAGUAGUAGGGUGAGAGAGUAAGGUGAAGGUUCUUUGGUGGGGCUAGAUAUGGCCUCUGGUGAAGGGAGGCGGCGUCAUCAUGAUCUUGUGCCUCUUGCUGCAUUGCUCAAGAGAGAGAUGAAGAGUGAGAAGAUGGAGAAGCCUACUGUGAGGGUUGGACAUGCAGCUCAGUCCAAGAAAGGGGAGGAUUACUUUCUAAUUAAGACUGAUUGUCAACGAGUGCCUGGGAACUCUUCAUCUUCCUUUUCUGUAUAUGCGGUUUUUGAUGGGCAUAAUGGAAAUGCUGCUGCCAUUUUUACUAGGGAGCAUUUGUUAAAUCAUGUGUUGGGUGCUCUUCCUCGAGGGCUUGGACGAGAUGAGUGGUUACAAGCUUUACCAAGGGCACUGGUUGCUGGCUUUGUUAAGACUGACAAGGAAUUUCAGAGCAGAGGAGAAACUUCUGGAACCACAGCCACAUUCGUAAUAGUGGAUAGGUGGACUGUGACUGUUGCAUCAGUUGGAGAUUCCCGUUGUAUACUAGAUACCCAGGGUGGUGCUGUUACCUCCUUAACUGUUGAUCACAGACUUGAAGAGAAUAUUGAAGAGAGGGAACGUGUAACUGCUAGUGGAGGUGAAGUUGGGAGACUUAGCAUUGUUGGUGGGGCUGAGAUUGGUCCCCUUCGUUGCUGGCCAGGAGGUCUAUGCCUUUCUAGGUCAAUAGGUGACAUGGAUGUUGGGGAGUUCAUAGUUCCAAUACCAUAUGUCAAACAAGUAAAGCUGUCAAAAGCUGGUGGGAGGCUUGUAAUUGCCUCUGAUGGCAUAUGGGAUGCUCUAUCAUCAGAAAUGGCUGCAAAAUCUUGCCGUGGUUUGCCUGCUGAACUUGCUGCUAUGCAGGUUGUCAAGGAAGCACUAAGAACGAGAGGGUUAAAGGAUGAUACAACUUGCAUAGUAGUUGACAUUAUCCCACCUGAUAAUGAAUUGCCACCAACACCUCCCCCCCCAAAACGGAACAAGCUGAGAGAUCUUCUUUCCUUCAGGAAGAGGUCCCGUGAUUCUGCCAGUAAGCUGUCAAAAAAGCUUUCAGCUAUAAAUAUAGUGGAGGAACUGUUUGAAGAAGGAUCCGCAAUGCUUGCUGAAAGAUUAGGAAAUGAUGACAACUUGAACUCAGGGCAAUCAACAUCUGGCAUUUUUGUCUGUGCUGUAUGUCAAGUUGAUCUUGCUCCAAGUGAGGGCAUCUCUGUCCACGCAGGUUCCAUUUUCUCCACCAGCUCCAAACCCUGGGAAGGUCCUUUUCUAUGUUUUGAUUGCCGUGAUAAGAAGGAUGCUAUGGAAGGAAAACGUCCAAGUGGAGUUAAGGUGUCAUAGGCUCAAAAUUGAUUUCCUGUUAUAGUAUUCUUUAUGCUAUCUUUGGCCAUUUUUGUAUUCACAAUUUUUAUAGGCAAAAAUUAAUUGAUUGAAUCUCACUAUCAAGCAGCAACAGCUGUAUAUGUGAAUUGUGAUAUCCACGAAUUCAUCUAAAAUGGGGCCAUUGAAUUUGAGUAGCAAAUUAAAACUGGGAGAGAGUGCCUGAAAUGGGUUUUUGGGCGGCUGAAGAUUCUUCAUCUCUGAUUUGGAUGGUUAAGAUUGUUGCCGGGUAGAUUCUUUUGUAUAGUAGUUUAUGUUGCUUAACUUACCACAAAAGUGGGUAUUCUCUUGAUUAAGUAUGCCUCCCCAAAUUCUGUAUAUAAAUUUCCAUGGACCUUUUCUACCCCUGGGGAUUGGAAGCUUCAAAUCUCUACUAUGGAUUGAGAAAUCAAUUCAUCUAAAUUUAGAAAUUGCUUGUUAAAUACUGUAUGUUUCC
Messenger RNA from Glycine soja, 2622 nucleotides. RefSeq names its product probable protein phosphatase 2C 15. Gene Ontology annotation, biological process: protein dephosphorylation. The record is from RefSeq and is a predicted model, not a curated record. Bases 852 to 2147 code for a protein of 431 amino acids. Gene Ontology annotation, molecular function: protein serine/threonine phosphatase activity. NCBI's taxonomy places the organism in Eukaryota, Viridiplantae, Streptophyta, Magnoliopsida, Fabales, Fabaceae. The transcript has 9 exons.